AUGCCGCUCAUGGUAGAGGUGAUGGUGGAGGUGUGCGUCGUGACCGGUAUGACCGAGAUAACUUCCGAGGGGGAACCGGUAGUGGUGUGGGAUGAUCCCUGCGAGUACUCUACACUGGUUACCGUUAUCGUAGUUACAGAGAUAGGUGAGACGGCUGUUCCAGGAGGACUACUCGACGUGGUGCUCGAUGUCGUCGAGGAAGAGUACGCUCCAGUCCAUGAAAUCCAGCGGAGCGUUGGCGACUUGGAUGACGUCGCUGUAGCCGAGGUGCUGCUCGGGGUUAUUCCUGCGGAAGACAAGACGGCGCUGCACAAGCGCUCCAUCCCGGGUGUGACAUGGUUCACAGAGACGUCUGCAGUGCAGGCGGACACGAUACACCCUGAGGCGACCGAUAUCAACUGA
Anthostomella pinea is the source of this 402-nucleotide messenger RNA. The record is from the annotation of a GenBank genome assembly. NCBI's taxonomy places the organism in Eukaryota, Fungi, Ascomycota, Sordariomycetes, Xylariales, Xylariaceae.